AUGGAUGGGACGUUCCUCAAUUCGGCCCACAAAGCGUCUGCUCCCAAUGUUGCCGCAUUCGCGUCUUUGAGAAAACACGGGAUCAUUCCUGUUGUGGCCACAGGACGGCCCCGGCAAAGCGUGAUCGGUGGCAUAGGCCGUGAGGUAUACGAGCAAAUGGUUCCCCAUGGCAAAGGCCCUGGAAUUUUCAUGAAUGGAAGCGUCGUCUAUGGCCUUUCAGGAGAGCUCCUUUACGAAAAACAUAUCGAACAAAGUGACCUGGAGCAACUCUUGAAGGCGCUGGAGCGGACGGGCUGGCGGGAGCGCGUUUGUGGAUACAACGAGGAAGGAAUCUAUUGCGAAGAAGAGAAUGAAUUCAACUUUAGACUCCAUAAUGAAUACGGGGAACCAAGACCUAUGGUUGUGGAAGGAUGCCAGAUCAGUACGAUGAAGUUCAGCAAGGUGAUUAUAAACGGAACGGACGAGACCAUUGACAAACUACGAGCAGAACUUGAGCCUCAACUGAGUUCGGGAGUGAAAUGCGUUCGGCCGUUGACAUGGAAUCUUGAAGUCAUUCCAGCUGGCAUUUCCAAAGCGACAGGAAUGCAAAUUCUUCUUGACCACGUGGGGUUGACACGAGCAAAUGUUGCUGCCAUGGGGGAUAGUGAGAACGACGUAGAGAUGUUGAAGAAAGCCGGUGUUGCGAUCGUCGUCGGGAAUGGCACGGACGUCGCGAAACGGGCUGCCUUGUAUCAAACGGUCUCUAACGAUGAGAGCGCCUUUGCACAGGUGGCCAAUGAACUGUUGUUGGCUCAAGCACAUUGCACGUCCAAGCCGUAA
Neospora caninum is the source of this 819-nucleotide messenger RNA. Its product is annotated as Haloacid dehalogenase-like hydrolase, related. Gene Ontology annotation, cellular component: cytosol. The record is from RefSeq and is a predicted model, not a curated record. Bases 1 to 819 code for a protein of 272 amino acids. Gene Ontology annotation, molecular function: magnesium ion binding; phosphatase activity. NCBI's taxonomy places the organism in Eukaryota, Apicomplexa, Conoidasida, Eucoccidiorida, Sarcocystidae. The transcript has a single exon.